GUGUUGGAGUUAUGUGAAUUUUAAAUUGAUAAUAAUUUGUAUGUAUGUGUUGGGGUUUUUAGAAAUGGAUCGAAGUUGGAUGCAUGGAAAGCGGAACACGUUGGAGUUCGUAGAAGGUGUGAAUGAGUUUUGUAAACGUGCUGUAGAACAUCAACAACUUACUUGCGAGGCUGAGAUUUAUUGUCCAUGUGUUGAUUGCUACAAUGUGAAUAUGAUUUAUGAUAUUAGGAUCAUAAGGGAUCAUAUUAUUCGUCGUGGAUUUAGGGCCGAGUAUUAUAUUUGGUUAUGGCAUGGUGAGAAAGGAAAAUAUACUCUGGAUAGGGUUAAUGUUGAUGUUGGCACUAGUAAUUCAUUAGAGAUUGAUAUGUCAAUUGUCGGGGUUGAGAAUGAAGUUGUGAUAGAAGAUCAUGUUAGGAUUGAAGGUGAUGAUGGAGUAGGUGAUGAAAAUGACAACGGAGAUAAUAGUGACACUGAGAAUGAAGAGUUUGGUGAUCGAUUAGGUGAGAUGUUGGAAGAGGCUCGUGAACAUUUUAAUGAGCGGCCACGAGUGUUUGACAGUUUGUCUGAAGCUGCUGGGAAACCCCUUUAUUCAGGGUGUACAAAAUACACUCAAUUGAGUGGGGUUUUAACUCUUUUCAACAUAAAAGUGAAACAUAAUUUGACUGAUGUAGGCUUCACAUAACUCUUAGAAGCUUUACAAGAUAUGUUUCAUGAUGGUAAUUUGUUACCAAAAUCUACCUACUAUGCCAAAAAAUUAAUGUGUCCUUUGGGUUUGGAAUAAUAUGAGCGGAUCGAUGCAUGUCCGAAUGAUUUCAUGUUGUAUCGAAAUGAGUAUGCGGACCUUUAUGAAUGCCCGAGGUGUUGUAAGUCCCGCUACAAAUUGCCGGAUAGGGUUGAGCCCAGACCAGGCAAUACUGGCCCUUCUGCGAAAGUGUUGUGGUAUAUUCCAGUUGUGCCAAGGUUUAAGGUUUAGGAGGCUCUUUUCUAUUAAAGAAGAUGCACAAAACCUAAGAUGGCAUGCUGAUCGGAGAAAGAAAGAUGGGAUGCUUAGGCAUCCAGCAGAUUCUCCUCAAUGGAAAGCUAUCGAUUCCAGAUAUAGAGAAUUUGGUCAGAAAGCUAGGAACUUGAGACUUGCAUUGUGUACGGACGGAAUGAACCCUUACGGUAAUUUGAGUAGUCAACAUAGUACUUGGCCUGUUCUUUUAGUGAUAUACAAUCUUCCUCCAUGGUUGUGCAUGAAACGAAAAUAUAUUAUGUUGUCUCUUUUAAUUUCUGGGCCUAAGCAGCCGGGAAAUGAUAUAGACAUAUAUCUUGCACCUCUCAUCGAAGAUCUCAAAAAGAUGUGGGACGAAGGUGUUACGGUGUUUGAUGCGUAUUCUAAUGAAGAUUUCAGGCUUCGUGCUAUGUUAUUCUGUACUAUAAAUUAUUAUCCUGCUUAUGAGAAUGGUAUGGAGGCUACACAUUUGCCACAUUGUGGGAAACAUGUCUAUAUCAUUAAUAGGCAAUUCCUACAUAGUUCUCAUCCAUAUCGAAAGAAAAAAGCACCAUUUAACGGAUUUGUUGAAAAUGCUCUAGCUCCUAGACCGUUAACUGGAAAAGAAGUUUAUAAUCGUGUUAAGGGGAUGGGAACAGUAUUUGGUAAGCGGGUUAAACCUUCGAAAGACGAUGGUGUCAUUUGGAAAAAAGAGUCUAUAUUCUGGAGACUUCCUUAUUGGAAAUACUUACCAGUUAGACAUUGUCUUGACGUAAUGCAUAUUGGAAAAAAUGUUUGUGAUGCAAUUAUCGGUACUCUGUUGAAUAUGCCAGUAAAUACUAAGGAUGGUCUUAAGGUUCGUAGAGAUAUGGAGAAAUUGAAGAUUCGGCCUCAUUUAUGGCCAAAGGUUAAGGAAGAAGCUAAGAAAGGAAAGGGAACAACAACGUAUUUGCCUCCAGCUUGCUAUACAUUGUCUAGGAAAGAGAAACGAUUGUUUUGUGAGUGUUUAUACGGUAUUAAGGUUCCCACUAGAUACUCAUCUAACAUGAGAAGACUUGUUUCUAUGACUGAUAUGAAAUUAAUUGGGUUGAAGUCUCAUGACUGUCAUGUGAUGAUGCAAGUGUUUUUGCCGAUUGCAAUACGCGAGAUUCUUCCAAAACAUGUCAGGCUUGCUAUCACGAGGUUCUGUUCAUUUUUCAAUACCAUAUGCAACAAGAUACUUGAUCCUGAUAAGUUGGAUGCUUUGCAAAAUGAGGUGGUGAUCACACUUUGUCAAUUUGAGAUGUAUUUUCCACCUUCUUUUUUUGACAUUAUGGUUAGCUUAGUCCUUUAUUUGGUAAAGGAGAUUAAAUUGUGUGGUCCUGUUGAGAGACAUAUGGGUUCUUUGAAGUGAAGAAUCCAGCAAGACCAGAGGCUAGUAUUAUUCAAGGAACAAUUGCCGAAGAGGUUGGAGGAUAUUGUUCUUCUUAUUUUGCUAAAGCUGUGACGAUAGGUCUUCCAAAGUCCAGACACGACGGUAGAUUAGAAGGCAAAGGUGGGGUCUGAAUGCGACAUAUUUCACAUUCAUUGAGUGAGUUGCAUAAAGCUCAUGUUUUCGUGUUGCACCAUGAAUUGAAGUUAAUCCAUACUUAGAAAGACAUAUGCGUGAAUUGCGUCACAAAAAUCCGUCAAAAGGGGAGAGGGCAUUGAUGAAUGAGCAUAACAGGUCCACAAUAAAGUAAUUGGUGAAUUGUCUGCAAACAACCAUCAUGUACCUGAUACAAUUAAGUGGUUGGCAUACGGUCCACGUGAAAGUUUUAACUCGUAUGAAGGAUAUGAUAUCAAUGGUUAUACCUUUUACACUGAACGUCAGGAUAAGAAAUCAAAGGUGGUCCAGAAUUGUAGGGUUUCAACGGUUGCAUCAUCUAGGGAGUAUGCGAGUGCAAAGGAUAAAACUCCGAUUGAUGUUACACAAUCAUAUUAUGGGAUCAUUCAAGAAAUAUGGGAGCUUGAUUAUUGUGACUUCACUAUGCCUAUUUUUCGAUGCAAGUGGGGCGGAUAAUAGACGUGGUUUGCAAAGGGAUGAGUGCGGUUUUACUCUAGUCGAUAUGAGUCGUCUGCGUGACACUGAAGAACCUUUUAUCCUCGCAUCGCAAGCAAAACAAGUGUUUUAUGUAUCUAAUCCUGUAGACACUCAGUGGUGCAUUGUUAUUAAUGGUAAAAGGCGAAUUUUAGGAAUGCUUUACUUGGCAUUGAGGUGACAGGUGAUGAGCAGCCACGCCCCUCAGGCUCGCGUUUAUUUCAUUAUUGUAAAUAUUCAAUAUGUAAUUUACUUGUUCGUUUUUCAAUUUAAUUUCCUUAUUUUGAUUCUUAGAUCCACGCCAGACGACGACAUAUCAUGAUGCACAAGGGAGCGGGAAGAAGUCAAGUGGGAAUCCAAAGGCAUUUAGAAAGAGUAAACGAGGUCCCACGAUGAAUCUACACAACACGGGAGAUAUGGUCUUAGAGUUUGAUGAUUUGGGAAGACCAACAAGGCAAUGGCAAGCCAAGUAUGGUAUUUGGAUCGGUUUUUCUAUACGGAAGCUGAACAUCAAUUGGUCAUGGAGACACAUUUCUCCUACCUUGUUGGAUUUGAUGUGGACAGACACUAUGAACAUGUUUCACAUUUGGGACUUGGUUCCAUACAAGAAGCAAAACUUGUCUGCUGUGAACAUUAGAUGGAUGGAUUCUAAGAGCAAAUUGGUGUCUGGUUGGAUAAUAAUGAAGAGAGUUAGAUCAAAGAAAUAGAAGUUAGGUGAUAGUCUGCCAAAUGUAUACAAGCACAUCAAGAAGGAGGAUUGGGCCACCUUCAAUGAA
Molecule: messenger RNA, 3808 nt
Organism: Beta vulgaris subsp. vulgaris (sugar beet)
Lineage: Eukaryota; Viridiplantae; Streptophyta; Magnoliopsida; Caryophyllales; Amaranthaceae
Exons: 3
Coding region: 783-2366 (527 amino acids)
Source: RefSeq, a predicted model, not a curated record